This is a messenger RNA of Nymphalis io (European peacock), 723 nucleotides long. It is a transcript of the gene Dim1, whose product is annotated as thioredoxin-like protein 4A. The record is from RefSeq and is a predicted model, not a curated record. The transcript has 3 exons. The coding region runs from base 114 to 542 and encodes 142 amino acids. Gene Ontology annotation, biological process: mRNA splicing, via spliceosome. Gene Ontology annotation, cellular component: U4/U6 x U5 tri-snRNP complex; U5 snRNP; spliceosomal complex. Lineage: Eukaryota; Metazoa; Arthropoda; Insecta; Lepidoptera; Nymphalidae.
UGACAGUGACGACAAGCGAAUGUUAACGCGUUUGUGUCUCAAAAGAAAAAUAUAAUUUUACAAGUUAAUCUAUUUCAGUUUUUAAAGUAACUAGGAAAUCUAUAUAAGCGAAAAUGAGUUACAUGUUGGGACACUUACACAAUGGAUGGCAAGUGGAUCAGGCUAUACUGUCAGAAGAAGACCGUGUUGUCGUUAUUAGAUUUGGACAUGACUGGGACCCAACCUGCAUGAAGAUGGAUGAAGUGUUAUACAGCAUUGCUGAAAAAGUGAAGAAUUUCGCUGUCAUCUACCUUGUCGAUAUAACAGAAGUUCCUGAUUUUAAUAAAAUGUACGAGUUGUAUGAUCCAUGCACAGUGAUGUUCUUCUUCCGCAAUAAGCACAUAAUGAUAGAUUUGGGCACGGGAAACAAUAACAAAAUCAAUUGGCCUCUUGAAGACAAACAGGAGAUGAUAGACAUCAUUGAGACAGUCUAUCGGGGUGCAAGAAAAGGUCGUGGUUUAGUUGUUUCACCCAAAGAUUAUUCAACAAAAUAUAGAUACUGAACGUUAGUUUGUGAACUCGGAGAACUACUCUUUGAAUUAUUGAUCUCUUAACUUGCUCUAAGAAAAGAUGAGCUGUAAUGUAUGAAAAUAAUUUGUACAUACUUAAGAAUUGUACAAAUGAAAUUUGUUUUUAACAAUUAAAGGCAUUCAUUCUGUGCAUCUUGAAGGAGUUGACAUGAUA